Penicillium paradoxum is the source of this 1497-nucleotide messenger RNA. RefSeq lists its product as uncharacterized. The transcript has a single exon. The record is from RefSeq and is a predicted model, not a curated record. Lineage: Eukaryota; Fungi; Ascomycota; Eurotiomycetes; Eurotiales; Aspergillaceae. Bases 1 to 1497 code for a protein of 498 amino acids.
AUGGAUCUUUCUCAACUUCCGGAUAUCACCAGUCUGCUUGUCAGGCCAGAUAACCCUCCACGAGAUGAUCUCGAAGGAAUGGACUACGCACGAUGUGUAGCUCUACACAAUUACCUGAUCCAAUAUGCCUGGCUCGCUGAAGGCCGCCCACUAGCAACUCUGAAUGCCAACAGCAACUUUUUCACGGCCUUCGGUGAUGAAGCUGAAGCUGAGGCUUGUCGUCCAAGGCUUGAUCCGUCACUGGCGGCGUUCCUUGACACCGCUAUGGUGUCUCCUUUCCCUUAUGAUAAUCCUCACGAGUACCUCCCAUUCUCUGUUUUUGCAUGGGGUAUCGAUGGGCCAGAAACACUUUUUGACGAAUUUACAGCUGAUAUUCACGAUCAGCCCGUUGAUAGCCUGGUGCGCUUGUACGCUGCGGAAACGAGCUUAUCGGCUGAGGAAGGUGGUGGCGGGGUCAUCUACCACCAAGGCUUCCACCGCGUCGCAACCUUCAUGCAUCUUGAUGACUUCGGCUAUGGCUUUCCAGUUGAGGCUAAUUCAUACGCUUGGAACCCCCUAGAGACACUCCUCACCAAUUGGAUCGACCUUAUUCAUAUUGGAAAAGUUGUGGCUUCGCCUAAUAAAGAAUCAGCCUUAUUUGACUUCGAGAAGAUCGGGCCCUGGGAGUGGCGGCCCUAUAGCGAUUCCCAAGUUACUACGUGUGUCGCCGAGUGGGAUCGACUGUGUCAGGCUAUUGAGGCGCGCAUCUCACAGCUACCACACCCACCAUCACUGAUUAGCCCUAGCUCCGGGUCUAAUAUAGACAGUCUAGAGCCAUUGGUCGCAUCAGCUAUCCUAAACGCUGCUUUAGUGCCUAACCCUUCCUUUGCACAUGCGUUUCUAACGCGCGCGAGACGGCCUCAGUUCCGCUACAUUGCUCCAGGCCUUCUCUUGCCACCCGCUGACUCGGCUAGAUUUACGGCAGCGCAGCCAUUCAGCGUAUUGCCCCGAUCUAAGUACACUGCACCGCCAGUAUGUCUUUUCCCCGCUGAUACCGGAGACCACCGUCCUAUCCAGCUCACAAGAACAACAACUCCAUUUUUAUUGCCGGACUUUUAUUCAAGGUCCACCAAAACUUGUACACCAUCUCGCGUCUCUGCAGGCCUAUAUACUGAAGCAGUGGAGAGAAACGGCCGUGAUGUGGCCGAGGAGGGAUUUCGGCUAUUGCUUCCGUUCACCUUUAAUGGUGAUUCGGACAAGAGCGUGGCCGCACGAAAAAGCGAUGGGUCCCUUGUUGACAGAGGACGCUUUUCAGAGCUCUUUCAGCAUGGAUAUAAGCCUUUUGGCGGUGACUACUACCGCUCCCAGCGGCUGGAGCGUUUGCUGGGUUGUUGGCGCAAACUGGUUGAAAAAGGCGUCUGGUCUGUGGGGGCGGAUGGAGUAGAAGGUACUAUCGAUACUUUCAAAGAUGCUGAGUCCGACCGCUCGGAGGACUAUUAUAUCCCAGCCACGUGGUAG